This is a messenger RNA of Culex pipiens pallens (northern house mosquito), 2635 nucleotides long. Its product is annotated as zinc finger protein 595-like. Lineage: Eukaryota; Metazoa; Arthropoda; Insecta; Diptera; Culicidae. Gene Ontology annotation, molecular function: RNA polymerase II cis-regulatory region sequence-specific DNA binding; DNA-binding transcription factor activity. The record is from RefSeq and is a predicted model, not a curated record. Gene Ontology annotation, biological process: regulation of transcription by RNA polymerase II.
ACGGCGUUAUUUCCUGCGACUAAAAUUUAAUCAGAUCAAAAUUUCAGUUAAAAAAUUGCCGUUUCCGAAAAUAUGAGUGCUUCUGGUGAAGACGCGCCCCCGGAACCGGUCGAAACGAUUGCCACUGCAGAUGGGCCCGAUACCGAGAAACAAACGACGCAGCAGCUCCGGUGCCAGAUUUGUCCGGCCGUGUUCCGCUCCAGGGCAAGCUACCGGGACCACGUGGACAAGCACGCCGGAGUGGUGUUGGCAUGCGGCAAGUGUGACGCCGUGUUCAAAAGCCGCGAAGGUCGCCGGGUGCACAUGAUCCUCAAGCACGCCGAAGGGGUCACGUACCGGUGCGAGGAAUGUCCGAUGAUUUUCGCGCGGAAGGCGAACCUGCGGCUGCACAUGACCACGCACGGCCAGAAGCCGCACGUGUGCAGCGUGUGCGGGAAAUCGUUCGCACGAAUCGAGAGCUUGAAGCUCCAUGAGGAGUCCUGUGCCAGUGGCGGACCCAAAGGGCUGGCUUGCACCGAGUGUGGCCAACGGUUCCGGAAGCCGGAGCUGCUUGAAAAGCACCGCGAGCAGGGCCACCCGGAGAAGGACCACCAGUGCGGGCACUGUGGCCAGGGCUUCGAGUCCAAGCGAGCGCUCAGCCAUCACGUGCGGGUUCACGAGGGCAAGUUCCGGUGUGGUCACUGCCAGCUGCAGUUUGUCACGGAGAAGGCACUGCGGAACCACGAGCGCCACCGUCACUGGGAAGUGUUGGGCAUCGAGCGGGUGCUGGGAAGUCAGGGCAGGAGGAAAGAAGCGGUGGAGCGGCCAAAGGAGCCGAAGGUGCGCGUGCGAAGGAACAAACACAAUCCGUUUAUUGGGUUGGAACAUUUGCUGGACAAGGAGAAGGAUGGGAGCGACGGCAAGGUGGUUGCGACCGAGGAAGAACCGGCCAAAGAGGGGAAUCAAACGACUGAAAUCGUUAUACUCUGCGAAAGGGAAGGAGACAAAUAUCAGGUUCUUUUGCCGGAGGAGCCAACAUCAAAUCAUAAAUCUUUGCAUAACAUUACCAUCAAAGAAGAGGAAAUCAAAUCGGAACCGUCCGACGAGGAAGACAAUAGUGAUGCCUUCGGUAGUCCAAACCCUGAAUCGGACACGGAAGGUGAACGGGACAUAUUUGAGAAUAUCGAUGAUGAAAAUGAACAGUCGUCUGAAAUCAACGUCGAGCAAAGGCGCCCAAAAGUAAAACGCAAAUCAAACCCGGCGGUGCGUCGCAAAUCCUACGCCAAAAAUCCUCGGCCGGCAAACUUUGCUUGCGAGACGUGCGGCAGGACGUUUUCCUACCAAUACCACCUGAAGGCGCACCGGGCCAAAGAGCACGGCGACGGAGUCGUCCCGGUGCCGAACAGAAUUCGGGCUCAUUUUUGCACACACUGCGAGAGGAACUUUUCCGUAUGGAAAACCUUGGUGUGUCAUCUGGAGAAAGCUCACGGCGAGCUGAUUGACGAAACAAAGUUCGUUCGAUGUACGUCGUGUCACCGAAAGUUCGUCAGUGCCGACGAUUUGCGGGUGCAUUCGUGCAUGAAGGGUUCGCACGUCGGCAAAGAUCGCCGGUUCGCGUGUGACUUGUGUGAGAAAACGUAUGUCAGCGCGCAUGGGCUGGAGCGGCAUCGUUCGGCCCAUCCGGAGCAUCAAAAGACAAGCUGUGACGAAUGCGGGAAGCCUUUUGCUAGCGAGAAAGAGCUCCAACAGCACAAGAAGCGUGUCCACGUGAAGCCAAGCCAUGUGUGUGAGAUUUGCAACAAAGCGUUCAAAGGACUGCCGCACCUUAGAAUCCACGCCCAAAUCCACCAGGAGCAAAAGGCGUUCUGCUGUGAGUUCUGUGGGAAAUCCUUCGCACAACGGAACGGUAUGACGGCACACGUGCGAAUCUACCACGCUGAACAGGUGGGCGAAGAUGCCGUCGCAGAGCGGGAAAUAACUUGCGAGAUUUGUGCGAAAAAGUUAAAAGGUAAAAGAAGCUACAAACUGCACAUGAAAGUGCACGACACUAGCGAGCGCAAAUUUCCGUGCAGUUUUUGUGACACGAAAUUUAUCACAAAGCAAGAUCUGGUUCGACACGAGCAACGUCACACCAAACAAUUCCAAUUCCGAUGUCGCUUCUGCGGCAAGGGAUCAACGCGUCGACGGCAAAUCGCGCUGCACGAGGCGCGCAUCCACAACUGGCCCGCCCCGUUCGACGUCAACUUGCUGCAGCACAAGUGUGGCGAGUGUGGGCGUGGCUUCGUGUCGAAAUCGGCCCUCAAAACGCACGAAACGCUGCACGGGGAUGGUUUGCCCGUGCCGUGCAAGAUGUGCGACAAGCGGUUCAAAAAUGUCAAAUACAUGACGUACCACAUGAAGAUGCACCACGCGGAGAUGAAGCCGCGCAAGAAACGGGCAAAGGUAAGGGCGGCGGUGGUGGUGGCCGAGGAGGCGCAAGAGGAGGUGGAAUUUAAGGCGAUUGAAAUUCACGAAAAUCCGUUGCCUCCGCUGGAGGAGGAAGCUGAGGGAGGGGAAACUAGCGGGGAUGGCAGCACGGUGGUUUCCACAACGUUGCAGGUUAAGUCCGAGACUAGUUGAUAAUCAUGUUGAGCAAUAAAAUGGGAUUUGUAAACAU